CAUUGCCACGCAGUGGUGGUGGUGGUGGAGGUUAUGUUGUCGUGUCGCCGUUACAAUUGUUGUCGUUGUCGUUGUCGUUGCCGUUGCCGUUUCUGCUGCUCUUGCAGUUGUCGGUAGACCGUUUUCCCGCUAGUCCGUUUCACGUUUCACGCGUGCAUCGAACUCAACAUCUCAACAAUCGAACUUAAAACUCGCCAAGUUAAAUGCGCAAAAGUAAGCUUUUAUCCGUUGCCCGCAAUCACCGUAAUUAUAACCCAAUUGGGCUGUAAACUAUAUUUUAAAGCGUGAAUUAGCCAGAAGGAUGUCGUGUCGGUGGACUUAAAUGUCCCUGUGCGAGUGUGUGUGUGUGUGUGUAUUUAGAACCGAUCGAGUAUUGCCGUCUGAAGCUGAGAGAGAGAGCAAGAGAGAGAGGCACACGCUAGUGACAUCGAGUAUGCCUAUAUUCUCACUCGAAUAGUCGGUCCACAAAACUAAAUUUGAACUGGCAAUGAAAGGUCAAACACUUAUCACAACAAACUAAAAUGUUUUUUUGUGUUUACGGCGACUACUGGCAGAGAGAAGGAAAAUCGACAGCAAUUUGACGUUGAUGUCAAAUAUGACUUGACAAUGCCGGAGAUCGAUUAGAAAAACUUUUCAAACCUUUGGAUCGCUUUAAGCGCCUCCCAGCACAACUACCCCGGUAGUACUAUGCACAUAUAAACGUUACAUCUGUAUUCUACCGACAGGUGCGGGUAAAAGUGAAAUGUGACCCAAGCGACUGAAUGAACAUUUAUUAAAGUGCCAUAUACAUAUUUAGAGAUUUAAAAUAUAAUAAGUGGACCUAGUCAACAUCAAAUUAAAAGAAAAAGGAAUAGUAAAAUAACGAUUAUAUGGAAUAAAUAUUCAGAUCAAGCUGCAAAAGCAAAGCAUGUCGGGAAAACGCAAAUCGACACCAAACAAAUUUGAUGCCGACUCAAAUAGCUCACAAGGAUUAGAAGGAGCUUCAGCAGAGACUGGACGACAAUUCCAAUUUAAUCUGAACGAUAUUGCAGUCCCGGCUGGUAAAAUGCAAAAACAGAUUCUCAAUAAUAACAAUAACUAUAAUGAUAACGAGGUCGUGAGCUGUAAUGUGAAGAGUAGCACCGAGUGCGACUUGAUUUGUAAUUCGGAAGUUGCAGCAGUAGUGGUUGCUGAUGGCGAGGGUGAGGGUGAGGGUGAGGGUGAGGGCGAGGGCGAAGGCAAGGGUGAGGAUUAUAUGCGAAUGGGCUUAGGACGUGGCCUGUGCGCAGUUUUGGAAAGCGAUGGUGAGCACACUGAUUUGGAUAUUGACAUAAGGAGCAUUAGCCCAAGAGCUACCUCCAAUGCCAGUACCGACGAGUCGGAUAUUGACAAUGUGAGUCAUUCUUCCCAUCAUUUUUUAACAACGGCGUCAUCUACAAAGAAGCGUAUUAAAAAAACGUCUAAGUUACGUCUACCUAAUGGAACUUCAAAGAUGGCGCGAGUCCAACAGAUUAGGAUAUCUGGCAAUCCAGGAGUACAGGAGCAAAACCCCAUAAACGCUGAUGCUUUGGGGCCAUAUCCGGUUAAUUGCUCCGAUGGAGAAGCGAUCCAACGUUUUGUUAACACAACACAGUUUAACGAAGACGACGUUGAGGAUGCGAAUCUCACUCUUUUUAAGAGCGAAUACAGUACAGUGAUAAAACAGGAACUUAAUGAUAAACUGGAAACUUCACCACCUAAGCUAAGUGCUAUCGUCACGGAAGACGAACUUAUGGAGCAAGAUGUCAUCGGCAAAGAGCAACGCAUUUUCUAUAUACCUUGUCGAAAUUCAGCUUCUACUAUUAAGAAUUUUGACGGAGAACAUUAUUUACCCAGUCGAACAGAGCUUCCGCCAUUAAUUGUUCCUCCCCCGGUAUCUGACACUUUUGGCAAACAAAGCGUUUCAGAGGACGGGCCGUUGCUGAAGUCGACAAGAGAGAACAGCGCGUUGACUGCAAGAGCACAAUCACAGCGAACGUAUGGGAAGGAUCGGACUGUCUCCGAAAUGAUUCAACAUCUGCAGCUCAUCCGAAGUAGAUUGAUCAACCAGGCACAGUUUGAAAGCAUGACUGACAUUGAGGCAAAUAUUCAACAGCAGCAGCAACAGCUCCAAAAUGUUCAACGAAUGCACCAGGAGAGUUGCCUGCAGGAGCUGCACCAGCAGUUAAGUGCUCAAUUCGGAACAGGCCGAUUCACGGCGGCGCACCAUCAGCAUCAGCAUCAGCAGAUUGUUCCGACAGUGCCAAGUAAUCUAGUACCAUUUCUUCCAUUCCUGCGUCCUCCAGUGCCCACCGCCGCUCAGCAGCUGGCACACCACAUAAUGCCCGGCCAUGUGACCCCGCAGUCGCACUACAGUCAAAGUGACAACCAUGUUCACCCACACGCCCACAAGCUGGCAAUGCAACCGAUGUGGCCAACAGCAGCGGUUGCAGCAGUCCACAUUCAAGCGGCUCUGGCUGCGGCCGCAGUGGCUGCCACCAACAACAACAAUAACAACAAUAAUAACAACAAUAAUAAUAACAAUAAUAAUAAUAACAAUAAUAAUAAUAACAAUAAUAAUAUUAAUAAUAAUAGUAAUAACGGUAAUAAUAUUACCAAUAGCAACAACAGUAACAACAACUCCAUGUUGGCCCAAACCCAAGCUGGCCGAAAAUAUUCAAAUGCUGAAGCGACAGAUGCCUCGAUGGAGGCACAUAAGAUGGCAACCGAAUGUGGUACUGAGGGUGGAGUGUCAAGAUCGGAAUCGCCCAUGCACGGAUCCAACAAUAGUACAGCCGUGCUCACGUACAGCCAUAACACGCCUCCUGACUCUCCCCAGGGGCGAUCUGGGGUGCCAACAGUUAGCGCUGGCCACAGCACAGACGACGGUUUAAUCUCAAUAAAUUACCCAUCUUCGCCGGCGGAUCGUCAAAAUGUGGCUAACAAGUCUGAAGUCUUAAGCUCUGAAAUGGAUGCACCACUUAACCUUUCUAAGCCCAAGGGCUCCCCUGGCUCGUCUCCGAUCAGCUCUUGCUUAAGGGAUCAGCGGGAGCGCUUGACCCCCGUUGUGCCAAGUCCACCGUUGAACUGGCAGCAGAUGAGUCAAACGGUCCCACUCGCAUCCCAUCAGCAUCAACCAUCCGCAUUGUUCGCUGAUGUCGAGGCCAGCUACUUGCAAUCCCGCGGCCGAAUGUGGAGUGCAGCCAGUGGCUGCGUGACUGAGCCGAAUCCACAAUUAUCCACCGGUGGAGCGAGGGGUGGCCCUGCUCGAGUGGCCCGCAGUAGUCGCGAUUCUGUAAACAGCUGCGGCACCAGCUCAGAAAGAUCAGCUGUAUUGGAUCCGGAAUGCCAUGCACAUGCCCAGUUGGGCUCACAACCACAACGGCAUGGCCAUGGACACAGCAAGCCGCAUAUUAAAAGACCCAUGAACGCUUUCAUGGUUUGGGCCAAAGAUGAGCGCAGGAAAAUAUUAAAGGCGUGUCCAGACAUGCACAAUUCAAAUAUAUCAAAAAUUUUGGGUGCCCGCUGGAAGGCAAUGUCAAACGCGGACAAGCAGCCCUACUACGAGGAGCAAUCGCGCCUUUCAAAACUGCAUAUGGAACAGCAUCCCGACUAUCGCUAUCGUCCGCGUCCAAAACGCACUUGCAUAGUGGACGGGAAAAAAAUGCGCAUAUCAGAGUACAAAGUCUUGAUGCGAAAUCGACGUGCGGAAAUGCGACAGCUGUGGUGUCGCGGAGGCACUGGUCCAGGUCCAGCGGGCGCGAAUGCUGAGUGCCAAACUGGUCACGGGUCGGAGGGCACCGUUCAAGCAGCGGCAGCCGCUGCUGCUGCGGUAUACCAUCUGCAGGAGAUGAGCCAAGUCGUUGUCGGGACCCAUGCGGACGAUUGCGAGACGCCACCUCCGGCUCUUAUACUUGAUGGGCCCGUCGCUGGCAGUAACUACUACUAUCCACCGGAGAGUCUGUCGCCAUCGGGCUUUUCAUCUGAGGACAUAGAAAUGUCAUCGCUGCGUGAUGUCGACGACUAAGAAUCAGCAUGGUGAUAAUAUGAGGAUCCUCCAGCCUCGUGCUCCCAAAAAAAAAUUAUAAUAAAAAAAUAACAGUGAAGAAAACCGUGGCACGCCCUUACCUGCAUAUACACAUACAUAUAUUAAUACAUUCACUAUAGAGGCCUGGAAAAUUGAACCUUAACAAUGUGGAGCACAAGGGAAAAGGUCUAUGGCCCUGGCCUUGAUUCGGAUGAGAAUAAGACAAGAACGCAACUCUCUUCAACUUUGAUUUAAGUUUUUGCUUGUAAAUACACAACAACUUAGGCUAAAAUCUGUGUAUAGUCCUUUAAGUUUCAGUUCAAGUGCCAUUACUUACACAAACACAUAUACGCAUACACCAUACAUUUAAUUUUGAUAGAGUGUUUCGUAGUCGACGAGAAUUGUUCGCUGGAUUCGGUUCACGCGGAAGCUCCAAUUUUUGUGCCAUUUAUGCACCAAUGCCAUAGCAAAAUAUUAAUUUACUAGUAGGUAGUUAGUAACUUGGGAUGAUAAGUUAAUCCCGUAUCGGUACAUCCAUAUUAACAUAUUUAUAUUCUUAUAUCAUAUAGGCACGGAUUCAUCAAGUUCGUCUCCAUAUCGAUUAUAUUCAAUGAAAAAGUAUAACUAUAAUACACAAACACACAUGUAUGGUAAUUAUCUAUACAUACUAUAUGGGAAAAGGUAUGUACAUACAUAUGUAUACAUAAAUAUAUACAUACAUAAAAAUGUAUGAUUGUAGUUUUAGACGUGUGCUAUUUAUCCCAGUCCUUUGGGCGCACAAUCAAAGUCUCUCUCAUCAUGUUAUAAGAUAUGUACGAGUUUAAUCAACAUCUCUUAAAUAGUUGCUUGAGUUCACGAUCUAAUUAGUCAGAUAACGAUCGCUCUCUUCUAUUUCUUGGCGGAUAUGCUAACGCUUAUGCUAGCUCUAAAUCAACUAAGUUAUUAGGCAGAUUACUUACCAGACAAUUUAAUUUGUUUAGAAAUAUAUAGAUAUAGGUAUAUCGUACAAGUGUGUAUAGUAUCUAGUGGUGAAAUGAUGACACUGUAUUGUUUAAUUACGUAAACAACACAUAUUACACCAAUUGAUUUGAUUGUAUUCAUACAUACAUACAUACAUACAUACACAUAUGCAUGCAUUCAUAAAUUAUAUGUACUUAUGAAUUUAAUCAUAUUAUGUAAAUAAAUAAAUACGAUUGUGUAUGUACUUUAAAAGUACUUAAUAUCUAUCUUAAUAUAAAUGUAGAUACAUUUUAAUUAUUAUUGCAACAAUGACUAGGGAUAAAUACAAUACAAUAUGAAAUGAGGUUGUGAUUAAUUAAUUGACUUUCGGCUUCCAAACUCUAGCAAAAACAGUACAGUGUCAUAUUGAUUUCAAACAAACAUACAUACACUUAUAGUCAAAGAGACAAUGGCAGAAAACCAAAAUAUACAAAUUUCAUUUCGCACCGCCAAAAAAAUCAGAAAUUUGCCUUAGUUAUGUGGCCUAGGUCGAUAUGCUUUUCUUUUAUGGUUUAUAAACCCUGCAAAUCAUUAUUAUAGCCCAAGAUGGAUUCCAUAAUGCUUAUGCAUGUAAUUGUAGAUGCAUUUAUGCAUCUUCUUCUACGACUUUUUGGAUCAAGGUACGGUUUAAAAUAAAAAGUAUUUUAAUGAUGGUGGCUCGAAUCGGCUCGGUUCAACACCGGAUUGCAGACUUUCUGGUCCCUACCAUCCGAUAAUCACAUUCAAUCACAAAAUUAACAACUAGAUAUGUAUGUACCCACAUACAUUUAUAUUGAAACAGAUAUAUUUAAAUAUAUAUAUAUUUGCACCAUAAAUAAGACAUUGAUUUUAAGUUGGCAAAGACAGCAUCAGCAAAGCUUAAAUUUUUGAAUAACAUAUACCAACCGAAAUUAGCAGGAUAUCGACAAAAAUUAUAAACUCGUUUUGC
Molecule: messenger RNA, 5951 nt
Organism: Drosophila montana
Lineage: Eukaryota; Metazoa; Arthropoda; Insecta; Diptera; Drosophilidae
Gene: Sox102F
Product: Sox102F
Exons: 6
Coding region: 908-4024 (1038 amino acids)
Biological process (GO): regulation of transcription by RNA polymerase II; cell fate commitment
Cellular component (GO): nucleus
Molecular function (GO): DNA-binding transcription factor activity, RNA polymerase II-specific; RNA polymerase II cis-regulatory region sequence-specific DNA binding
Source: RefSeq, a predicted model, not a curated record